AUGAGAUCUGAAAUUAAAGGUUUUCAUAUACUACCUGUCAAAUUACCUAAUACAAAUUCAAUACAAUAUUUAUAUUUUAAAAAACAUGAUUCGAAACACAACUCAUCAGAUAGUAGAUCCUUGUUCAUAUAUAAUUUACCAAUACUAAGUGAUUUACAAACAAUAAAAAAGUAUUUCCAAACUGUAGCAUUAGGUUCAACAAUUGAAUCAUUUACUCAGUCGUACAUCACAAACAGUACAGAAGAUGCUUGGCUUGAUUUAAGUAAAUUAACAUCCGAGUUAGAUGUAAGUAAUGUUGAUCCAGUUGCAAGUAAACUACCCAAGAAUUGUGCUAUACUCACGUUUAUUGACAAAUCAUCAUUUCAAUUGGCUUUCAAUUCAUUGAAAAAAAUAUCAUCAAACUUUACAGAAACAACUUGGCCCAUAAGGGAAAUUACAUCAAACUUUUAUCUCAAGCAAUACCAGAAUGAAAUAAAUAACAAAGAAACAUUGACAGAACAAGUAUCUAAGUCGCUAAUAGAGUUUGAUAAAGCUGAAAAGGAUAAUAUUGAUAGUAUACAAAACAAUGCUAAGUUAGUCGAUGAAGAUGGGUUUACGCUAGUUGUGGGAUCUCAUAGAAAAACUAAAGCAGGUAUAUUGGGUAAACAAAAAAUUGCCAAUACUGUUGAAAAUGAAAAAGCUCAAAAGAAAAUGAAAAGUAAAGAGAAACAAGAUUUUUAUAGAUUUCAAUUACGACAAAAAAAGAAGGAGGAAAUGAACGAUUUAUUGAGUAAAUUUAGAGCUGAUCAAGAGAAGGUGAAAUUAAUGAAAGAAAAGAAAAGGUUUAGGCCAUACUAG
Lodderomyces pseudojiufengensis is the source of this 837-nucleotide messenger RNA. RefSeq lists its product as uncharacterized. The record is from RefSeq and is a predicted model, not a curated record. Gene Ontology annotation, cellular component: UTP-C complex; CURI complex. Lineage: Eukaryota; Fungi; Ascomycota; Pichiomycetes; Serinales; Debaryomycetaceae. Bases 1 to 837 code for a protein of 278 amino acids. Gene Ontology annotation, biological process: ribosomal small subunit assembly; rRNA processing. The transcript has a single exon.